AUGGACACUAGCACAUUCCACUUCUUUCCCCGACUACCUUUUGAGUUGCGCGAGCAAAUCUGGCAAGAUGCCUGCUUGCAGCUGGGACCGAGCGAGAGGCUCAGGAACAUUCACUAUAUGUAUAUGGACGAAAAUAGAAACAUCUGGCCUCGGGACUACGAUUUGAGGACUGAUGACCCAAGCAACAGAUCUGGCUACACGUGGCAUUCUUAUAUAUGGCAUGUAGGGCUAUGGACAGCUUGCAGGGAGUCUCAUUAUGCUGUAAGAGAUUUCGAAGAUCUUUACUUCAGGUUGCCACGCCCGCGGCGUUGCAUGAGGGUAAUUUCCGCCCAACACAGCGAUUCUUUGCCCCGGAGCCAAGUUAUAGACCUUACUCAGGACAUAUGCUUCAUCACCACCGAUUCAUGGGAGUCUCUUCUGAGACCCUGGAGACCCAUAUAUGUUCAGACCGAGGAUGCUCGAGGUCGAAGGCGAUUGAGGAAACCUCAGAACAUUGGUGUCAAGUUUGACCCAUCUUGGGAAGAAGAACUGGAGAAUGCCUGCUUCGCCACUGUUCUCCGUGACUUCUCUCCCCCACUCGCUUUUAUGAUCAGACUACUUUUUGAGGUUGCGCGCGAAGUCUUUCGUGGCCGAUCGAAGGUUAUGCUGAUCGACGAUGAAUCUGAAUGGCAAUCAUUCGACACUGAAGGACAUGGUGGAUGUAGGGUCUUCGAUUCCGGCCAGGAGUACGUGGAACUGGGAUAUGUUCUGGGCUUUAGUACGCAUAUUCCACAUCCGGACAGUCCUAUGGAAGGCUUCACCAAUGAUCUCAGUUACUUGUUCAUGAGGAAAUUAAAUGAUGCUUCCGACUGGCAUCUUAGGACUCACGUCCUCGAUACUGACUAUUUGAUAUCAGUUCUGAGACGAGACAAACAAGUACCAAUGAUCCGUCAGUAG
This is a messenger RNA of Fusarium subglutinans, 936 nucleotides long. RefSeq lists its product as uncharacterized. The record is from RefSeq and is a predicted model, not a curated record. Bases 1 to 936 code for a protein of 311 amino acids. The transcript has a single exon. Lineage: Eukaryota; Fungi; Ascomycota; Sordariomycetes; Hypocreales; Nectriaceae.